This is a messenger RNA of Cladocopium goreaui, 1592 nucleotides long. NCBI's taxonomy places the organism in Eukaryota, Dinophyceae, Suessiales, Symbiodiniaceae. The record is from the annotation of a GenBank genome assembly.
GAGACAGACCAGGCAUCCAGGUGUCCAGGAUCGUCCAGGCAGCCUAGGCCAAUGGAAGUGUAAGUGUGUGUGUGUGUAUGUGUGUUGCUAGGCGUGGAGUUCUUGCAAACGUACCUGAAGACUGAUCUCACCUGGUCGCCGAAAACUGGUGCUGGAAAUCUACCGCAGCUAUAUCCGUUUCCCUUUGCAGCGGAGUUCUUGGUCCUGUACCAGAACUUUGUACCGCUGUCAAUGCUGCCGAGCUGCCAGCAAACGGACAGCUUCGGUGGUGUUGAAGUCUUUCGAGUGGCAUGCAGCCGAGCCGCCGAUGGCUACACUGAAGGUUCCUGGGCGAGAAACUGCUCCCAGGAACCCGGGUUCAAGAGCACGACGUUGCUGCCAUCGCGAGCCCAGCUCAGCAAGGUAGGAUGCAUUUCUGAAGCGGAUGAUCGGACACUGGCUCUGCGGUGCCGGAGCAGGAGGUUUGACUCCUUUCUCCUAUCACCUUCAGCAGGGCUCAAGGAAGAGAAUGCUUUUCAAUGGCGCUGCCCAGCAUACGCCUCGGUUGGUGUAUGGAACAAGUACUCUUUUUUGGCCAAUCGAAGCUGCGCCUCCGGAUUUGGGUCAUGGGGCAUGCGAAUUGAGUCUCAAUUGAAGUGCGUGGCAGUACAGGUGGCAGAAACUCUUCAGUUGAGGCCUGGCCAAUCAGUUCUGGACUGGGGGAGUGGCUGCGGAUGGGCCUUGACCUGGAUGUCAACACUCUAUGGAAUCCGAGGCUUCGGCAUUGAGGCGACAGCACAGAACGUUGCCUGGGCAAAUCGCUUCUCACAAGGCAAAUACUGCUUGUACGGCGACUUUGACCUAGGUUGGGUCCCGGAUGCGUCAUUUGACGCUGUGAUAUCUUACUGGGCUCUCUAUCACCACAAUGUAAGUACUCAAUGUCACCUGAUCCGGCAGCUGGUUCGAAAAUUGCGACCCGGUGGACGGGCCUGGUUUGGCGGGAACGUGCCAAGCAGCGCGAUUAACAUCGGCAACGAACCCUUCAGGAGAAGAGACUGGAAGCGGUGUUUAAUCUCCUUGGCUCAAGUCGGUGGCAUACCCGUGUCGUUGGACUUCAUGGCAGACGCAGCUCUCUUCAGAAGAAACUUAUUUGAAAUUGGUCCAAAACCAGGUGACUAUCUCUACUUCCAUCCAACAUAUUCAGUCCUGCUUCGUAGAAUGAGUUGAGAGCCAAAGUUGCUCUUGGCAUGAAGACGAUCGACGUGUUUUCAAAGAAGGCAAUCUCGUUCAGCAACGUGUGAUGAGUGAGGCAGUCAGAACAGCUGCAGUCGCCAAGCAGCCGCGACGCUGUUGGAAGUUGUUUUUUCGCUGCCAUUUGGCCCAGAUGUUGGGUGUGUGGCCUGCCAAAAGGCAGGCCCAAGAGAGGGAUGGUCAACUGGGAGAAGGUCACCUGAUCCGGCAGCUGGUUCGAAAAUUGCGACCCGGUGGACGGGCCUGGUUUGGCGGGAACGUGCCAAGCAGCGCGAUUAACAUCGGCAACGAACCCUUCAGGACACUGGAUCCAUCAGGUUAAGCUCCAGGAUUUUCGGCUUGAACCAAUGGAUUGGUUUUUG